Clavispora lusitaniae ATCC 42720 is the source of this 3366-nucleotide messenger RNA. RefSeq lists its product as uncharacterized. Gene Ontology annotation, molecular function: protein binding. The record is from RefSeq and is a predicted model, not a curated record. Lineage: Eukaryota; Fungi; Ascomycota; Pichiomycetes; Serinales; Metschnikowiaceae.
AUGCUCCGUUUUGUAAGUGGAAAACAUCGAUGUACAACCAUAAGCAAGCUUCUAGCGUGCCGGUCCUAUCCAUCCAUUCUCUCCAAAACUUUCCACCUUCGACAGAUCCAAACCUCAACUUUGGCGUCCCAACAUGCCAUUUCCAUGGCUCAUCCCAUAGAGAAAAUCCUUCUAGAUCCUGCCCAAGAAGACUCUUUUAUUGAAGCUCUACGAACACCAUCUGGUCGCAAAAAUUCUCCAUCAUUGUAUAUUCUAUUUUCCAAUGCCAUCGACAUGGCGUCGAGUGAGUUAUCGCAUGAAGCAUACAAGUUGGUUUUGAAAACGUGGGAAACUGUCUUCUCCAAGAACUUCGAUGACGUGAAGCUUCAAAAGCGGUUCUUGAAACUCAAACCCAAAGUAAUCCAUUUAAUGAUGAACAGAGGCGAUUACGCAUCUUACACUCGUUUGGUUCGCCCCAUCUAUAACAUGAAGCAUCUUGGCGCAAAGUCAGAAUGGGCAGAUGUACUCAUGUCCACACUCCAGCUUUCCACAGACGCUUUGGGAAUUGUCAAAGCAAAUCAUUCGGUCAUCGAAGCAUUUUUGAGAAGCGAAAAACAUCACAUUGACGACAAGAGACUCUUAAUCGCAACAUAUGUCCGAAAAUGCAUGUUGCACUCGGCGCAGUCACUCAACUUCGACAUUGUCUUGCUGAACUUCAUAUCCUUCCUCGGCCUCGUGGGCGACGGAAAUUUGCAUUUAACUCUGUCAGAACAUUUAGUCUACGAACUGUCCCUUCGGUUGCUAGCACUUCCGUACGAAGGCGUAUCAAUCCGAACACACAUCGAAAACAUUGAGCGCAUUGUGGAAAAGAAGACCGGGAAUGACAAACACCUGCUUUCGCUCUUUAUGUCUUCUUUACUAGCAUCCAUCGCAAAAACUUAUCCAAGCAUGGCCCACCAUUACUGGAACUUCAAGAAAGACCACUUAUCCACGGGCCUCUUGCUGUAUAUUACACCUGAAGACCUUCUCAAUGUGAUGUGGGCGUAUUUUUCCGAGAAAAAGUACGAAACAGUGCUAAGAGUGUAUGCUGAUCAUCCAUCGUUGCAAAGAGACGACCAGAUCAUCGUGCUAUUAAAAAUCAGUGACAAGACAAAGGACUGGCGGCUUCUUCAACUGCAGUUCGAAGACAUGUAUGGUCGUGGAGAAUUACCGUAUGUGGCGCAUUAUAUGGUUGUCAUGAACGCUUUGGCUUCUAUUGGGGCUACUUCGGAGGUCGAUAAGUUGUACGAGCAAUUGCGUAAAAGAAACUUGGCGCCGACUCCUCUGAUUUUUUUGGCGCUCAUCAAAAGCAGGCUUAAUGUUAACGACGAUGCUGGGGCUCGUUUGUGGUUUGACACCUUCUUGCAAAAAGUGACGAGUGGCGAAUUCCCAGGUGAUAGCAUCCCGAAACUACAGGCGGAGAUGUUCUCCAUGAAUUAUUUCAAAGGCGACGUGGGUUCGGCGAUGCAAGCGUUUCAAGAAAUCAUUAGGCAGCUGGAAUCGUCUCAGGUUCAGCUUAUUGAUGCCAAAAUCGCUGGAAAAAUGAUCGAUUUUGCAUCUUCAGUCUACGCUACAAAAGAACUCGACGCUAUUCUCACUUUGGCUAGCCGUCUCAAUAUAGUGGAUGAUACGGUGUAUCAGAAGGCUGUUGACGCUCUAAUGAAAUUCGGUCAAUUUGAGAAAGCGGAAGACUUACUUUUCAUGGCCCAUGUGGACUCUGCGGUUCCUUUUUCCAAUUCUUUAAUCACAAAGGCUCAAAUCAAAAUGUACCGAACAUGGUUCAAGUCCACCCCAGAUACACAGCUUCGUCAGCUCUUGGCUCAGAAAGUCACAGGCAUAAUUAAAAGAAUUGAUCGUGGUGACGUGAGUCCUCGAAACAAAAACCAGUUAUUGGUGGAAGUAAUCAAGCAUUUUGUAUCGUUACGAAAACUUCGAGCCGCCCGCUCGUAUUUGGAGGAAGCUCAACGCACAAACGGAUUAAGCGAACUCCAUUUCCUUCCAUUUUUCAAGCAUUUCUCGGAAUUGCACACAUACGAGGGCCACGCACAAGUCUUGGAACUUUAUCGAGAAAUGGUCAAACUGAAAGUUCCCAUUAGUGCAAGCUCUUACUAUUAUCUCAUCAAGUCAUUGCUUCAUAUGGACAAAGUCAACAAUACCAGCUAUGAAAACUCGUACAAUUUGUUGGAGUCUGUUUUCGAGUUGUACGGCUUCUCGUCUGUGGAUAACAUUGCCGGUAAAAAGUUGCCUGUCAGCGAAAUUGCCCAGAAUUCGGUUCUCUUGCUCAAAAUCGUUUCAGCAUAUGCGGUCGCCACCGCCCUCAAAAAGGACACAAUGGACAUAGUGGUGAAGUUUCUCACGCAAAUCAAGCACAAGCUCGGCUCUCACAUUUCGUUCGAGUUUCGUGUGUCCAUAUUGUCAGAGAUGAGCCACAUCUACUAUGCUCAAGGCGACUUGGUGUCGGCAGAAAAAAUGGUAGAUAAUGCGCUUUCUGAGCUUCAUGAUAUCAUCGAUACACUUCAUCUUAGGGCCGUGCCCAAGCUCUUGCAACUUCAGUAUCGGAAACUAGUGACACACAAAAUCCGUCUUUUGCGGGCAACACAGGCGGGAGAAGAAAAAUACGAACAAAUGUUGGAGGCGGUUUGCAAGCGAAAUAUCCGUCUUUCCGGGCCCCAGUUCUCCCAGCUAACGAUUGGAUCUAUGCAGAAAACUGUUACGUUGAAGAAACUUCGCCAUGCUCUAGCAGUAUGUGAAAAGUUCUUGGUCUCGGGCAACUGGAUUGAGAUCAAGAUAAACCGCAAGAUCCAGUACAUCUAUAAGCUUCUUGUUGUAUACUUGCGUCGCUCCUUGAGUGCAGACAGCAUCCAUCAAAAGUACAAGUUGCUCAACGACUUUUACAACGUUCGAGAUUUCACCCAACUCGAGCGAGAGUUUGCGCAUAUUCUGGAUCCCCAGCAGACCCUUUCAUCUGAGCUUGCUGAGUUCAGCCGACUUAGCCCACCCGAAACCUGGACACUUCUGGCUCUCUUGCAGAAGACACCGGAAUUUUUCAUUCCAGGACGGCGGAUUUCCACCAAAAACAUCAUCGAGCCAUCUUUGGCUUCGGUCCUCAUUCGGGCAGUGGAGAUUUACUGCGAUGGUGAUAUGAAAAAGGCUUUUGGCCUAUAUGACGACUUUCCGGAGACUAUGGAGUAUCUUCUAUACUUUGGCCCCGAACGCGCUCGGUUCCAGCAUUUCUAUUCUUCACUCAACCAGUUGGCGCCAGUCUCGACACAAGAGGAUGUGAAGACGAAGCGUGACAGAGCAGUCCACGCUCUUCGCCAUCUUCAAAUCUCAACCGACACUGUGUGA